Messenger RNA from Symbiodinium sp. CCMP2456, 2976 nucleotides. The record is from the annotation of a GenBank genome assembly. NCBI's taxonomy places the organism in Eukaryota, Dinophyceae, Suessiales, Symbiodiniaceae.
AUGAUGGAGUUGGGAGCCAGCGUCACUAGCCAUGCUGACAUCGCUGGUCAGGCUUCUUCUGUGCGGCGGGCAACCACUCUGACCUCGGCAACGUCACAUCCCAUCGAGGAUACCACCCUGCCGAGGGAUCACACCAAGGCGGCGACGGAGGCUGAAGCGCUGAUUUGGGAGGCCGAGUUCCUGAAGCGCCGGAGGGAUCAUUUGCAGCUUCAUCACCCCCAGGAGCUUCAAGAACAGCGGGUCCCACUAGGCGUCGCCUUCUCUGGCGGUGGCGUGAGAGCGGCUGCCUUUCAUUGUGGACUGCUAUGGGCAAUAAGUAGCCAGGGGCUGCUCAAGGAUGUGCUCCAUCUGGCUUCCGUCUCGGGUGGGGCCUAUACUGCAGCUUCCCUGGCAACGCAUCUGGUGAAGGCCAUGGAGAAGGGCCCACCACACUGCCAAAGCUUAGAUGCCUUCUACCGCGAGGUGGCUGCUGAGACGAUUCUCAGGAUGCAGAGCAACAUCAACUACCUUGUCCGGAUGGGGGAAGGUCAUAAGAACUCUCCCGACCGCGCGCAUUGCCCGAGAUUGCUUGACAUCCCCCUCUUCAUCUUCACAAUUGUGGCCUCAGCCUGCUUGUCCCCCACGUUGAUCCUCGUGAACACCGUUUGGCCUUUGGUGCUCUGCAUCGAACAUGAGCUUGCCGGCACCUUGAGAGGAGCAUGGUGCGACCCGGACCAUUCCAAUUUCAGCAGCGGCCUCUUCGAGUGGACCCGGUUGAGACUGGUUUGGGGCACCGGCCUGCUUUCCGUGACCGGAAUCCUCUUGGCCAUCUUGGCGCAAGUUGGCUGCUGCCGUCCUAAGCCUGGACGAUACUGGCCACACCUUUUAAGGCGAUCCUUGCAGCAGGUUUUGCUGCGAGGAGCGAUCUGUUAUACCAUCUAUCUUUGCGUACCUUGGGUGCUGUUGGAGAUGCAGAACCUCUCCUGGGGCACUCGUGGCAUUCUGCCAGACAUAAGCCACGGUCAUGGCGCCGAGUGGGUCCAGUUCUACUGCUGGAGGUACAUAACUCACUCUGUUGCCACAUCGCCCACUUGCGUGGACUACGAGACUUCCAACGAUCUGCCUUGGUACUUUCAUGGGGAGAACAGCUUGUACAUGAAUGCGACCUGGGUGGCAGCGCAAAAGAUUGGAAGCCCAACUGGUGUUGAUCCCUGUGGCGCCACGGGGUACACCACACCGAUGUUUCUAGCUAUCAAUGGCAUCGUGCUGGCGGCUGGCUUGGUUGGGCUGCUCUUCGGGCUCUCCCUGUUGCGAUGGUACCUCACCGUGGCUGGGCCCCUGUGGAGUGCUUUUUUCGUGGCUCAGGUGGCACAGUGGCAAAUCUUCGGCCCGCUCACAGGGCAGGCUCUGAUAGCUCCGGGCCUGCUGCGCUUUACGGAGACCGACAGUUCAUGGGUGUUCCACCUUUGCAUAUUCGGUGCCGUGCUAACGCUUCCGGUGUAUGAUAUGCUAAUAAAGCUCAUGCACUCCUACUACCGACGUUCCUUGCAGUUGGCCUACUUCUGUGACGGCGAAGACAUUGACUUCACUGCCACAGCAGAGUGUCCAUACUGUCCCCAUCUUUUGCUGGGGGCGUGUGUUAAUGACUUCAGAACGCCUCAAGAGGAGAAGCUCCUCUGCGAUUUUACACUCAGUCCUCUAUAUCUGGGCUGCCCACGCACAGGUUUCUUUUGUACGGACUCCGGGAUGAGGCUUGGCUAUGCAAUGUCCGUCUCCGCGGCUGCACCUGACACCUUCAUGCUCACCAAGUUUGACGUGCUUCCCAUCCGCUUUGUUCUUUCUGUCUUCUCGCUUCGCUUGGGUGACUUUGUCAGGUUGGAGCCCGACGGCAAAGUGGCCAUCAAAGUGGGCAGAACAGUUCGUCGCUUGGAGGAGGCCGCCGUUCAUAGCUCUACUGGAGGGCAUGCUGAGCAGCAUGGGCAGACUGCACAGUACCUAGCCCAGAGAAUGUUGGACCGUGCCAUUGUGGCCUUGCCUUUUAUCGGCUGCCACCUCCUCUUGGUGUUGGGGAAACAGCUGGGCAAUGCUGGCGACUGCUUCUCCUACGGCGUCGUACUGCAGAUUGGCUUAUCGGGGUUCGUGGUCGUGCUGGUGCUGAGCUUCUUCGCUUUUGCUCCACAGAUGAGGUGGCUCAUGCGAAGUCCCCUGAUUCUGCAGUUUCAGAUGAUGUUCAUGCAUCGGCACCAGGCUGCGCGGCCACCGCCGUAUGUUUACUUGUCGGAUGGGGGCCUCAUCGAGUGCUUGGGCGUGCUGAUGCUGCUCCGGAGGCGCAUGCCACUCAUCCUUUGUUCGGACGCUUGCGAGGACAUGAGCUUGACCUUGCGAGCACUUCGCGACACCAUCGAGCUUGCCAGAGAGGAACGGCUAUGUUCCUUCUUCGACAUGCAUGACCCGAGGCGCGACGUGCACUUGGCGAUGGAAGAGUGGCGGAAGGGUCAUUCUUCGUACCUGCGGCUCGGAAUCAGGUACGAGCGCUUACCCGGUGAGGAGGAACCCCUCGAGGGCGAGCUGCUGUACAUCCGCAUGCGGUUGGCGCCUGGGGACGCAGCUCUUGAGCGGCCGAUCUUGGAGAAGCAAGAGCUGCUGCAAGACGCGGAAACGCCGCGAGGAAGUGCUUUCAGCGAACAGGCCUCACCAGCCACGCCGUCGCGACCACAGUGGGGACCAGACAACAGGCCCUUUCUGGAUGAGACGAUGGGGGAUUCUCUCGAGGCUCCAACUUCCUCUCCGCGCAGCGGAUAUCGGCGCGACAUGGACGGUGUUUGCUGCGAGGGCAACUGCUGCGGGUUGCGUCGAUGUGGACGAAAGUUUCCGGACUUCGGCACCGGCAACCAGUUCCUCCAGCCCAAGCACUUUGCCAACCUCUGCUUUCUCGGUGCGGAGAUGUCGCUGCCAGCAGUUCGACAUGCUGCGGCGAAGAUGCGAGAAGCCAGGUAA